AGCGACUGACUGUGGAACAACAUUUCAAGGUUCUUGGUGGAGUUGCGGUGUCCUGAUUUGAGUCGUGUCCGUACUUCAACUUAGCCCGUGUCCGAGCGGGAUCACAGACGCCUUAAACAAUGGUGUUUAAAGAGUUAUGCAUCUAAUUCAGUUCAUCUGAAGGGUGCUUAUACUUCAAAGAGAAACAUUUGCGAAAUAAAGCGAGAGAGGAUUCUUCACGAUGAGACUCGCUGCGGUGCUUUGUGGCAGUCUUUUAACUUUCACGCUUCUCGCCGAAGGUGUUUUAGGUGCUGCCGAAUGCUCAUGUGGAAGAAAUCACUUCACGUGUGCGGUCAGUGCGUUUGGCGAGUGCACGUGCAUCCCGGCGCAGUGGCAGUGUGAUGGUGACAAUGACUGCGGAGAUCACAGCGAUGAAGACGGAUGCAUAUUGCCCACAUGUUCACCGUUAGACUUUCACUGUGAUAAUGGAAAAUGCAUCCGGCGCUCGUGGUUAUGCGAUGGAGACAACGACUGUGAGGACGACUCUGAUGAACAAGACUGUCCUCCACGAGAAUGCGAGGAGGAUGAGUUUCAUUGUCAGAAUGGAUACUGUAUCCGCAGCCUGUGGUACUGUGAUGGAGACAAUGACUGUGGAGAUAACAGUGACGAGCAAUGCGAUAAGAGGAAGUGCUCUGAUAAAGAGUUCCGCUGCUCUGAUGGAAGUUGCAUCGCAGAACACUGGUACUGUGAUGGAGACACCGACUGCAAAGAUGGAACUGAUGAAGAGAAUUGCCCAUCUGACGUGAUGACAGCCACAUGCAGUGUUGAGGAGUUUCAGUGUGCAUAUGGCCGCUGCAUUCUGGACAUCUACCACUGUGAUGGAGAUGAUGACUGCGGGGACUGGUCUGAUGAGUCUGACUGCUCCUCCCACCAGCCCUGCCCUUCUGCAGAGUUCAUGUGCAGCAGUGGCAUGUGUAUAAACGCAGGCUGGAGGUGUGACGGAGAAUACGACUGUGACGACCAAUCAGAUGAAAAGAACUGCAGCACAUCGAUGUGCAUGGCUGAUCAGUUUCGCUGUACGUCUGGUCGAUGUGUGCGCUUGUCAUGGCGCUGUGAUGGUGAGGAUGACUGCUCUGAUAACAGCGAUGAAGAAGGCUGUGAAAAGACUGAAACUCCUCCAUGUGCGUCGGAUCAGUUCCUGUGUGGAAAUGGCCGUUGUAUUGGUCAGCGUAAGGUUUGUAAUGACGUCAAGGACUGUGAAGACGGGACUGAUGAGCUUCCACACCAGGACUGUCGCUCCAAGUCGAGUGAAGAAAACUGUAAUGUUAACAAUGGAGGCUGCUCACAGAAAUGCCAGAUGUCUCGCGGUCUGGUGCAGUGCACUUGUCACACCGGCUACACGUUAACUCAGGACGGGAAGACGUGCAGAGAUGUGGAUGAGUGUGCGGAUGAAGGCUACUGUAGUCAAGGCUGUACCAACAUAGAAGGAGGAUUUCACUGCUGGUGUGUGCAAGGUUACGAGCUUCGACCCGACAAACGCAGCUGCAAAGCUUUGGGUCCAGAACCAGUUUUGUUGUUUGCGAACCGGAUUGACAUCCGACAGGUUCUGCCGCACCGCUCAGAGUACACGCUAUUACUGAAUAACCUGGAAAACGCCAUAGCGCUGGACUUUCAUCAUAGCAAAGAGCUGGUGUUCUGGUCCGAUGUGACAUUGGACCGCAUCAUGAGAGCCAGUCUGAACGGCAGUAAUGUGGAGGAGGUCGUGUCCACGGGUCUUGAGAGUCCAGGUGGUCUGGCCAUCGACUGGAUUCAUAAUAAGCUCUACUGGACUGACUCAGGAACGUCUCGUAUUGAAGUGGCCAAUCUGGACGGCACACACCGUAAAGUGCUUUUAUGGCAGAGGAUGGAGAAACCCCGUGCCAUCGCUCUUCAUCCAAUGGAGGGGAAGAUUUACUGGACUGACUGGGGAAAUAUGCCUUGCAUUGAAUAUGCCAACAUGGACGGCUCAAAUCGCAAAAUAAUCGCAGAUACGCACCUCUUCUGGCCCAAUGGACUCACCAUUGACUAUGCCGGUCACCGUAUGUACUGGGUGGAUGCCAAACACCACGUCAUUGAAAGAGCUGACCUGGAUGGGAAGAACAGAAAGGCUGUCAUCAGCCAAGGCCUUCCACAUCCUUUUGCCAUCACCGUGUUUGAAGACAGUCUGUACUGGACCGACUGGCACACCAAGAGUAUCAACAGUGCAAACAAGUUUACUGGCAAGAACCAAGAGGUCAUCCGAAACAAGCUGCAUUUUCCCAUGGACAUCCACACCCUACACCCACAGAGACAACCUGCAGGUGGGAGAAAUCGCUGUGGGAGCAAUAAUGGAGGCUGCAGUCACCUGUGUCUUCCAAGCAAUAAGACCUACACCUGUGCAUGUCCUACAGGCUUUAAAAAGGUGGACCACUAUAACUGUGCCCAGAGUCUUGACAAGUUCCUGCUUUUUGCCCGAAGGACGGACAUCCGUCGAAUCAGCUUUGACAAUGAAGACAAGCUGGACGACGUCAUUCCACUGGCUGAUAUUCGAAACGCAGUGGCCCUGGACUGGGACUCCAGUGAGCGUUAUAUAUACUGGACUGACGUCACCACUGAUUCCAUCAACCGAGCGAAAUGGGAUGGAAGCAAACAGGAGGUUGUGGUGGACACCAGUUUGGAAAGCCCUGCAGGUCUAGCUAUCGAUUGGCUUACUCAUAAACUAUACUGGACUGAUGCAGGCACAGAUCGGAUUGAAGUUUCAAACACAGAUGGAAGCAUGCGCACAGUUCUGAUCUGGGAGAAUCUCGACCGUCCGCGGGACAUUGUCGUUGACCCGAUCGGAGGAUUCAUGUACUGGACAGAUUGGGGUGCGAAUCCAAAGAUUGAACGUGCUGGAAUGGACGCGUCCAACCGUACGGUUAUCAUCUCAACAAACCUGACCUGGCCUAAUGGGUUGGCAAUCGACUACAGCACUGAGCGGCUGUACUGGGCCGAUGCUAGCAUUAAGACCAUUGAGUAUGGCAACUUUGAUGGAUCAGGCAGACAGGUGUUGAUUGGCAGUCAGUUGCCUCAUCCAUUUGGGUUGACGCUCCAUGAAGACAGAAUUUACUGGACAGACUGGCAAUCCAAGAGCAUCCAGAGUGCAGACAAGCUGACUGGUUUGGACCGAAGAACGCUUGCAGAAAACCUUGAAAACCUCAUGGACAUUCACAUGUUCCACCGUCACAGAACUACAGUCCAGACGCCCUGUUUGGUGAAUAAUGGCGGCUGCAGUCACCUUUGCCUCCUGGCUCCUGCUCCCAAAGGCUCAAGCUGUGCGUGUCCCACUGGUAUCAACCUACAGGCGGACGGCAAGACCUGCACUCACGCAAUGAACAGCUUCCUGAUCUUUGCCCGACGGACGGACAUCAGAAUGAUUUCUUUAGACAUCCCAUACUUCGCCGAUGUGGUUCUGCCAGUAAGCGCGUCUAUGAAAAACACCAUUGCCAUUGGCGUGGAUGCAGUAGAAGGUAAAGUGUACUGGUCAGACAGUACAUUAAAGAAAAUCAGCAGAGCCAAUGUCAAUGGUACUGAACAUGAGGACAUUAUUUCCACUGGUCUGAUGACCACAGAUGGUCUGGCAGUGGAUUCAGUGGGCAGAAAAAUCUACUGGACGGACACAGGGACGAACCGCAUCGAGGUGGCUAAUCUCAAUGGCUCCAUGAGAAAAGUGCUUGUGUGGCAGAACCUGGACAGCCCUCGUGCCAUCGCCCUGUUCAAUGAGAUGGGGUACAUGUACUGGACUGACUGGGGUGAGCAUGCCAAGCUGGAGCGCUCCAAUAUGGAUGGUUCGGAUCGUGUGAUUCUGAUAAAUAACAAUCUGGGCUGGCCUAAUGGACUGGCCAUAGACAAAGCUAGUUCACAGCUGCUAUGGGCUGAUGCACAUACUGAGCGGAUAGAAGCAUCUGAUCUUAAUGGUUCAAACCGGAGGACCCUGGUGUCUCCCGUCCAGCACCCAUACGGUCUCACUCUGUUGGGGCCGCACAUGUACUGGACGGACUGGCAGAGUCGCAGUAUUCAUAGAGCAGACAAGGAAACUGGAGCAAACUCCAUCACUGUCCGCUCCAACUUACCCGGCCUCAUGGACAUCCAAGCUGUUGACCGUGCAAGACCUUUGGGCUUUAAUAAAUGUGGCAGGAGAAACGGUGGCUGCUCUCACCUGUGCCUGCCUCGGCAUAAUGUGACGUCCUGUGCGUGUCCCACCGGUAUUCUGCUGAAAAGUGAUGGGAGAUCAUGUGACAAUUUGCCAGAAACAUACCUGCUCUUUUCAAAUCGUGUCAGUGUUCGAAGAAUCUCUCUAGACACUAAUGACCACACGGACGUGUACGUGCCUGUGCCCGAGUUGCAUAAUGUGAUUUCCUUGGACUAUGACAGCGUGGAGAGGAAGCUCUACUAUACGGAUGUGUCUCUGGAUGUUAUAAGACGGGUGAAUUUAGACGGCAGCAACAUGGAAACUGUGAUCAGUCAGGGUCUGAAGACGACUGAUGGGCUUGCUGUUGACUGGGUGGCCCGUAACAUGUACUGGACAGACACCGGCCGUAACACCAUUGAAGUGGCUCACUUAGAUGGGACGUCUCGGAAAGUUCUGGUGAAUAACAGUCUGGAUGAACCAAGAGCCAUUGCUGUGUUUCCUAGCAAAGGGUUCUUAUUCUGGACAGACUGGGGUCACAUUGCAAAGAUUGAGCGUGCGUACCUGGAUGGCACGGACAGGAAAGUCCUCAUUAAUACAGAUCUGGGAUGGCCGAAUGGCUUGACGCUGGACUAUGACACUCGCAGGAUCUUUUGGGUGGAUGCACACUUGGACCGCAUAGAAAGUUCUGACUUGAAUGGCAAACUGCGUCAAAUUCUCAUCAGCCCCGUAUCACACCCGUUUGCCCUCACGCAGCAAGACCGUUGGAUUUACUGGACGGACUGGCAGACCAAGUCUAUUCAGCGAGUAGAUAAGCAUACAGGUCGUAGUAAGGAAACAGUGCUGGCUAAUGUAGAGGGCCUCAUGGACAUCAUAGUGGUGUCGCCACAAAGACAAACUGGAACAAAUCAUUGCGGUGUAAAUAAUGGCGGCUGCACACACUUGUGUCUUGCGAGGGGUAACAGUUUUGUGUGUGCAUGUCCAGAUGAGCCUGACGGCAGACCCUGCUCUACAAUCUCUGGUUACAUUCCCACGGCACCUGAGAAGGACACCAAAGGUACUCAAGCCCCCAGAAAGCACCCCACAGAGAAACCUCAUCAGGGCCUGUCAGUGGUCAAUUGUACAGACGCAAAUCUCAAUCUAGAGGACUGCAUCCAGAACAAUGUGGUGUCCGCACCACGUGAUGAGAGCCCUCAUAUCAGCUACGUGAUUGGUGGAGCUCUGUCAGUACUGGCCAUCCUCAUACUCAUCGCUGCAUUCAUUAUUUACAGGCACAAAAAAUUCAAGUUUGCAGAUCCAGGAGUGAGCAACUUGACUUACAGCAACCCUUCAUACAGGACAUCAACGCAGGAGGUUAAAAUAGAAACCGCCCAGAAACCUGCAAUAAACAACCAGCUGCGAUAUAAAAAAGAGGUCCAGGGUGUUUGUGAUGGAGGCUACACUAAAGAGAAGAUCCGCAUCGUGGAAGGCGUUUGUCUGCUCUCAGGAGAGGAUCUUUACUGGGAAGACUUAAGACAGUUGAAAGUGUGUCGAGGAGCCGGGCUUCACGCCUGCAUGCGUACGGACACCGUCUCGCUACAGGCCAGCUCCGCCUCUCUGAACGACGGAGAGACCGAACAGCUGCUGCAGGGCGACCAAUCGGAGUGCUCGAGUCUCAGCACCGCCCACGCCGUCACGGCUCAACAUCACAGCGCUCAUCCCGACACCGGCUGGGUCCCCAACCGUAAAGCCUCUACUGAGAGCGAAGUGUGAAACUGUACUAACACAAACACGGUCAACAUAUGGGAGAACAGAAACUUCUGACCAGAAAAAGGCUUGAAUACACACUGUUAUUAGAAGUAAAACAGGUAGGUACAGUCAUACGGACCACAUAUAUACAUAUAUAUAUACUUAAGCAACUGACACAGAGGAAAGCUAAUGCAUACGUACACCAACAGCCAAAUUAACUGUAAAUAGAUUCGAGACAGACCUCAUACUUGAAAGUUUCCUUUGCAUUACUCUAAACGUCAAUAAUACAUAUAUAUAUAAAAACGGUACAGUGACAUUCGUGCACACAAACCCUCCAUCAUCUUGCUCAGUUCAUCUGGAUUGCCUCUUCUGCCUCUCCUUUCGGACUACAAAAACAGCUUUUUAGGAGAAGGACGAAGCACGCUGGAAUCAGAGACCUUGUGAGAAGGAAAAAGAAACGCUGACAGAUAUUUUGAGCCUUUUUUGUAUACGAGAGAGAAACUCUUUGAAGUAAACUGCGUUUUGUUUCUAAUGCAAGCUCAUGUUAUCAGUUCACGGACUGUCGGUUCGGUAAAAGCUCUCGCAAGGUGUGUCAGCAUCCAGCCCUCAUCUUGCCACGAUGAAAUGUAUUUAUGAACUUUCUGUACUUCGGAUUGGGUUUUUAAUGUUUUCUGUUGAAGUAGUUUUAAAAGCGUUAGGACUGUUGAAAGACUCGUUCACACAAGUUUGUGAUGGUGCCAAAGGACAGAAUUUACACACUCAUGAAGAAUCUGAGGGUUUUUUUUCCAGUUACACUGAAUAUUUCUAAUAAAUUACAGUCCAUUUUAAAGAGUAUUACAGUUGUUUUGUCAAAGCUGAAGCUAGUUUUAAAUAUAUAUGUACACUGUGGAUCAAAAGGUUAGAAUAAUUAUAAUUUUUGUUUUUAAUGUUUCUAAAAAGAAGUCUCUUCUGCUCACCAAAGCUGCAUUUAUUUGAUCAAUAAUGCAGUAAAAACAGUAAAAACGUGAAAUAAUUUUACUAUUUAAAACAGCUAUUUUCUAUAUAAAUAUAUUGUAAAAUGUAAUUUAUUCCUGUCAUGCAACGCUGAAUUUUCAGUGUCACAUGAUCCUUCAGAAAUCAUUCUAAUUUUGCUACUUAUGAAACAUUUCUGGUUAUUAUUUUCUGCCAUUCAGAUGUUUGAGGUAUAAGAAAGAAAAGAAAUGAAUACUUUUGUAAUCUUACAAAAAACUUAUUUCAUAUAAACGCUGGUCUUUUUAAAAUUUCUAUUCAUCAAUGAAUCCAGAAAAAAUAAAAAUAGUAAGUAGCACAACUGUUUUCAACAUUACUAAUAAUAAGAAUUACUAUUAAUAUUUGAGCACCAAUAGCAAUAGUAGUAAGUACAGCCUUGGUGAGCAUAAAACAUAAAACAAUCUCAAUUAUUUCCAUCUUUUGACCGGUAGUGUCAUAUAUAUGAAUAUAAAUAUGGUACACGCUUCUGCCGUUUCUUUUUUGAUGUUAAAUGAGUUGAUUUAGCAACCAAAACAAACAACAGUCAUCUAGAAUCUGUAAAGCACCUUGCACUUGCACAUGAAUUAGCCGUUUAUGAAACGAAAAGGCUAUGCUAAUGUGUAGGUGAAUGUGACUGACUGGGUGAACGUCAUAAAACCUGUCAGGAUCAUGUCCAGGUCAGGUUUACCCCAAAAUGAAAAGAAAUAAGACACUGUUUUGAUGAAAUUUAUAUGAGCAAGUCCAUUUUUUCUCAUUACUGUAAUGCAAAUAAUAAUAAUAGAUUGUCAUUAUUGUAAUAUAUUUUAAUUGUAAAGUAUUUAUACAUCAUGGUAGUGUUUUUGUAUUGCCUUUAUGCUGUUUUAAAUAAUUUGACUUGCUGUAAUACCGUAAAAAAUACUGUUUAAUUCAUUAGAAUCCAAUAUUUAGGAUAAUAAGCUUUCAUGAAAAUAAUCUCACUUUUAAAGUUUCUUUUUAUUUUGGGUUAAGUUUGACUUGGAUGUGUUUUUUUUUUGUUGUUGUUGUUUUGUGAGAUUCACCUCUAUAUUUGGAACUGUUUAUGAUGCUUUCGAAUUUGUUUUGUACAUGUUUCUUUUCUAUAAAGAUUAUUUGAGGAUUGUUAUGAACCCAUAUGUGUUUGAGUUCUCAAAACCACCUUGGAGGAAGUUCUCCAGGGUUCAGGACUAUGUUUUUGCUGCUAAAACACAUGGCGCAUUCAGGCCACACAGUAGUUUAUUGGUCUUGGCAGCUCUGAUCGUUGGCUGACGAGGCGAGCGGAGAUGGUCGCUGUUUAGUUCCCCUUUCUCCCCUCCUUGUGUUUCAGAAAAGAUGUCAGAUUUUUCUGUCAGAGUCUUUUGAACAAACAUUGCAUUAAUUUUAUUCAUUUUAAAUUAUAUAACCACUUCAUUUGUUUGUAGGGUUGGUGCCAGUUAUUUAACAGAGUGCUCUUUUUUUUUUUUUUUGUUCCAGUCACAUGUAACUGCUGUAAGUUAACUAAGAUAUAUUUAUAAUUUUCAUUGGUUGUAACUUGUAUGUAAAUAUGAAGAUGCUGUAUAUGUAGUUCUCCUUUGCAAUACUAACAAGCUGUGUGUGACAGUGAUUUACUUUGCUUUUUUCUAUCUUUAAUAUAAAACUGCAUUUGCUUUUGAA
Messenger RNA from Labeo rohita (rohu), 8527 nucleotides. RefSeq names its product low density lipoprotein receptor-related protein 4 (gene lrp4). The record is from RefSeq and is a predicted model, not a curated record. Gene Ontology annotation, biological process: Wnt signaling pathway involved in somitogenesis; receptor-mediated endocytosis involved in cholesterol transport; canonical Wnt signaling pathway. Lineage: Eukaryota; Metazoa; Chordata; Actinopteri; Cypriniformes; Cyprinidae. Gene Ontology annotation, molecular function: calcium ion binding; protein binding.